Molecule: messenger RNA, 1331 nt
Organism: Camellia sinensis
Lineage: Eukaryota; Viridiplantae; Streptophyta; Magnoliopsida; Ericales; Theaceae
Source: RefSeq, a predicted model, not a curated record
AAUUGAAUUUAAUACAAUUCAAAUCAAUACAUAUCAUUUCCCAUCUCAUACUACUAUUCUAACACCUAGAAAUGGCUAAUCUACACAACACCGAUGAAUCUGAAGUCUGAAAACCCUAGAAUUUGCCUCAGCAGUCGAGAGAGAGAGAUUUGUUCGUUUGUUUCACUUUCUGUUCCAGAAAGAAAGAUAUAAAGCCAAAUGGGUGGCUGGCAUUUAUACAUUGGGAAUCCAAGUUACGAAACGGGAACGUUUACACAAUUUAAACACUUGCACGGCGUCGUAUUAGUCCUCCACAUAGAAAGUACAAAACAGUUUUAGAAUUUCCCAUCAACUACUACGAUUCCGAUUUUGCUUUGGCUCUGUUUUGCAAUGGGUUCAUCAGAAUCAACCCUUUUAAGCUCAAAGGGGGCGGUUGAUGAGAUCACCACUGUCUCUGAGCGAUUCCAAGGCGCAGAUCCCAUCCUAGAGAGGCUCAGAUCCCUCAAAAUUGCAACUCCCAUACUGACGGCAUUGCCAACCGAGACUAGCUUGACAGAUAUGCUAGUGAGGAAACCUUCAUCCUCUUCUGCUGCUUCCGGUACAGUAAAUCCAAAAGUACUGCUGGAGCUCUUCUCAGUGCACCGUGAUUGGCAGGAGGCAAAGGCCCAGAAGAUUAGUAAGAAACAGGAAGAAAUAGAAAACAAGAUAGAAGUUGCAGAUGCUUUGGUGGUUAAACUUCUUCAACGUCUUAAUUAUUCAGUCUCGACAAUGAAGGCUUCUUCACAUCAUCUAUCAGAAGUUCAUGCAUUGAAAGUUGAACUUGGGGAGCUGAAGGGAAGGUUGACUGAGGUGAUUAGUAACUGUGAUGCAUUAUGCAGGAGAAUCAACUCAGAGGGACCAGAAUCACUCAGAUCAUCUGUCAAGCCAUUUUCAUCAGUGACCCCUACUGACUUAGAAACCAGCUCUAGUUUGCCUCAUCUACCAUUGAAGCCAAGUUAAGACUAAUGUGCACACUUUUUCUUUUGGGCCAAGCUUCUCUCCGGUCUAAACUGAUUCUUUAAUAUCAUUAUCACAUUUGUCUUCAAAAAACUAGAUGAUGAGUAUGAUUUUGAAAAUGGAUGGUUCAUUUUCGAAUACAAAUAUGAUGAAAUCAGGUGGGAGUCAAUUCCAUCAACAUGGGCAUGUCAUCAAAAUGAGACCUGUGGUAAGUCCACAAUUUUGAACUGCACAGAGAAUUCAUCUCCCUUUUUUUUUCCCUCUCCCAUGUAAAUUUUUCCAAGAAUUGACAAUCAUAAUUGUGAAAAUUGAGAUUACAGAUCCUGGCUGGCUAGUGCAGUUUGUUUCUUCAUGCA